This is a messenger RNA of Miscanthus lutarioriparius, 660 nucleotides long. Lineage: Eukaryota; Viridiplantae; Streptophyta; Magnoliopsida; Poales; Poaceae. The record is from the annotation of a GenBank genome assembly.
AUGCAGAUCUUUGUGAAGAGCCCCACCGGUCGGACAAUUUGCCUCAGGGCACAACCAUCAGAUACCUUGCAAACUGUGAAGGCAAAGAUUCAGGAGCGGGAAUACCUUGUCUAUGAUGGAGUGCGGCUCGAGGACAAUCUUACUUUGGUUGGCUAUGGCGUCCAGCAUAGAUCUACGCUUGACCUCAAAGAAAAGAUGCAAAUCUAUUUAGUGGAAACACUAGCAGGCACAACCAUCACUCUUGAGGUUGACAGCUCAGAAACUGUUGACAACAUCAAGGCAAAGAUUCAGUAUAGUGAGGGCUUUCCUAAGGGUCAGCAGUGCCUCAUAUUUGGCGACAAACAGCUGGAGGACAAUAGCACCUUGGCGGACCACAACAUUUCGAAGGACUCCACUCUUCUCCUUGUCCUCCACUGGUUUCCAAGAGGUACCAUGCAUAUCUCCAUACAGAUGACAGAUGGAACGAAAGUCCAUCUUGAAGUUGAGAGGUCAGACACGAUUGAUAAUAUCAGUUUAAAGAUCUAUGAGAAGGCCCAUGUUCCCACACAGCAAGCAAUCCUAUUUGGCGGCAGGAGGCUGAAGGGUAGCAAGACCCUGGCAGACUAUGGCAUUGAGAAUGGGGAUGCUCUCGAUUUGUUGAUCUGCCAGUGUGGCUGUUGA